This is a messenger RNA of Xiphophorus maculatus (southern platyfish), 1535 nucleotides long. Its product is annotated as zinc finger protein 420-like. Lineage: Eukaryota; Metazoa; Chordata; Actinopteri; Cyprinodontiformes; Poeciliidae. Gene Ontology annotation, molecular function: RNA polymerase II transcription regulatory region sequence-specific DNA binding; DNA-binding transcription factor activity, RNA polymerase II-specific. The transcript is spliced from 3 exons. Bases 13 to 1527 code for a protein of 504 amino acids. Gene Ontology annotation, cellular component: nucleus. The record is from RefSeq and is a predicted model, not a curated record. Gene Ontology annotation, biological process: regulation of transcription by RNA polymerase II.
AAAUUGACUGAAAUGGAGAAACUUCACCUGGAAGAGAAGGCAUCACUGGAAGAGAACCAAACCUGCACAAACCCAGGCGGCCAUGAUGAUAAAGCCUCAGUUGGUCCCAGCGAUGGACAGCAGGUUCAGCCCACCCAGAGGCUGCAGAACAAACACCGUUGUGACAAGUGUCUGAAAUAUUUCAGAAGGAAGAUGUAUCUGAAAAUUCAUCAACGCAUUCACACUGGAGAGAAGCCUUAUAGCUGCAGUCAGUGUGAGAAGAGAUUCAGAUUUGCUUCAGGACUGAAGACUCAUCAGCGACUCCACACUGGAGAGAAGCGCUAUCUCUGUGACCAGUGUGGAAAGGCUUUUAUUCAGAAGGUUAGUUUUAACACUCAUCAGCGAAUCCACACUGGUGAAAAGCCUUAUAGAUGUGACCAGUGUGGAAAGGCUUUUAUCCAGAAGGGUAAUUUUAACCGCCAUCAGCGAAUCCACACUGGUGAAAAGCCUUAUAGCUGCAGUCAGUGUGAGAAGAGAUUCAAAGAUCUGUCAGUGCUGAAGCAUCAUCAGAAAAUCCACAUUGGAGAAAAGCUUUAUAGAUGUGACCAGUGUGAGAAGACAUUCAAAAAUUCCUCAGGGUUGACGUAUCAUAUGCAUAUCCACACUGGUGAAAAGCCGUAUAGAUGUGAUCAGUGUGAGAAGACAUUCAUAUGUUCCUCAAGUCUGAAGCGUCAUCAGCGAAUCCACACUGGUGAAAAGCCUUAUAGCUGCAGUCAGUGUCAGAGGAGAUUCAAAGGUCUGUCAACGCUGAAGCAUCAUCAGAAAAUCCACACUGGAGAAAAGCCGUAUAGAUGUGACCAGUGUGAGAAGACAUUCAAAGAUUCCUCAGUGCUGAAGCAUCAUCAGAAAAUCCACACUGGUGAAAAGCCUUUCAGAUGUGAUCAGUGUAAGAAGACAUUCAAACGUUCCUCAAGUCUGAAGAGUCAUCAGCGAAUCCACACUGGUGAAAAGCCUUAUAGCUGCAGUCAGUGUGAGAAGAGAUUCAAAGAUCUGUCAGUGCUGAAGCAUCAUCAGAAAAUCCACACUGGAGAAAAGCUUUAUAGAUGUGACCAGUGUGAGAAGACAUUCAAAAAUUCCUCAGGGUUGACGUAUCAUAAGCAUAUCCACACUGGUGAAAAGCCGUAUAGAUGUGAUCAGUGUGAGAAGACAUUCAUAUGUUCCUCAAGUCUGAAGCAUCAUCAGCGAAUCCACACUGGUGAAAAGCCUUAUAGCUGCAGUCAGUGUCAGAGGAGAUUCAAAGAUCUGUCAACGCUGAAGCAUCAUCAGAAAAUCCACACUGGAGAAAAGCCGUAUAGAUGUGACCAGUGUGAGAAGACAUUCAUUUGUUCCUCAAGUCUGAAGAGUCAUCAGCGAAUCCACACUGGUGAAAAGCGCUAUCUCUGUGACCUGUGUGGAAAGGCUUUCUUUCAGAAGGGUAAUUUUAACAGCCACCAGCGAAUCCACACAGGAGAAAAGCCUGAUAUGACAGCAGCAACAUCUGGAAUGUGAGGGAACUU